GUUUUAUCUCGUUGGUUAAACUCCUUCUCUGAAGUUUCCUCUGGUUUUCAAGAAAAGAGACCGAUAAUAGAGCAAAGAGAGUCUAAUCUCGAAGGUCAAAGUUGAGGGCCAUGGCUCGUGGGCAGCAGAAGAUUCAGUCUCAGCAGAAGAAUGCAAAGAAGGCAGCAGAGAAGAAGAAAGGCCAGGCCGCUGACCAGAAGACUGCAGCGAAGGCCGCACUGGUCCACACCUGCCCCGUCUGCCGGACACAGAUGCCCGACCCCAAGACUUUUAAGCAGCACUUUGAGAGCAAACACCCCAAGUCCCCCAUGCCUCCGGAGCUGGAGGAUGUUCAGGCAUGAAGAACUGCUGACUGGACCUGAACCUGAUACACAAUGACCACGGACUAAACAUUGAAUCACUGCACCUGAAGGAUGUUGAUGACGAACACUGGGACCCAUCAGUAUUCAUGGACAACCUGUUGGGAUGGAGCGAUGUGCUGUGUCCGUACAUGUGUGUUUGUGUAAGAGAAAACUAUAAUGACGGGGUCACCAAAUACACCAGCACCCCACUUUUAUAUUUAUUAUGUACAACUACCUUGCUAUUCCACAUGGGGGAGGGGACCUACCUGCUAACACUGAAUAAAAUGAUCUUUUGAAUAAUUACUGGGAGAUGUGAUGAGUCUGAAAGAAUUACCAUGGGAAGGGAAAAAAAUGACAACUAUUUUUGAAUAUGCUACUAGCUAUGAAUGGAGUUCACAUUCACAUAAGACCCAAACUAUAUAUAAACCCUUUUACAGAUUUCAAACCAUGAUGAUGUAAGAAAGUUUGCACACACAGUUUGGCAUCGGAAGUACGGCAAAGAGCAAUAGCUUUUCAAGCUAUGCAAGCGCAUUAACCACCAAAGAUCACGAAUGCUACCUAAACGAGUUUACUUUUCAUAUUUGUGUGCUUUAAGUGAGUGGGUAGAGUACAUUAGCAAGUGGCCCAAUAUUUAAUGACCGGAUAUAUACAUGCAUUUGUUGGAGAAGCCGAGCAUGUAACGUAACGCUUUUGGAAUGUAGAUUCUGACAAAUGAACAUGAAACCACGAGGCAUUUUGAUGCUGUUAACAGUUUAACUCGAUCUCUAAAGCUUGCUAACUCGUCUGGAUGGCUGUGGCAAAAUGCCACUUCCAUUGCCAAAAUGUGCAUGGCUAUUUUUGAUGGCGUUGGCUGUAAAAGGGUCUAAUUGAUCACUCUUCUUAAAUGGAUGUGGUACUGCUGAUGAGUUACCUGUAACAUUUUAUUUUCACCUUAAGAAAUAAGAGAGAUAAUUGCUAAAUUAUAAUUGCAAUUUUCAUAACCAUUGGCCUCUUAAAAUGUCUAAAGUCCCAUUGUGUAUUUUUGUUGAAAAAAAUACUAGUUUCUCAAACUAUUUUUGGAGAUUCACAGUUAUUGUCCAACAAGACUCGAUAGCUUUCCCUCCUCUGUGCUGCUGCUCCACAGGUGUCCACACUCAGUAACACAUUACAACAGUACCUCACGUUAAACAACCAAGCAAGUCUGAUAGUAUGUUGUAGUUUUUUCCUCCCAAAUUCUUCUACUUCUGCUCAUUUUUAAUGUCGUUCCCCUCUGAUUACUUUCCCAACAUAAUCUUGGCAAUAACUCCAUCCAUGGUCCACUUCCGUUAAACCAGGACAAGAUUUGCUCUUUGUUCAUUUACAUUUUCAGCUGUUUGCACUCGUUAAUUGUUUAAAGAAACUGUAAUUGACCCAAAUGAUUGACCAUUAAAGAUUUUUUUCAUAAUGGCCAAAAUGCUUAAUCCCUGUUGUUUUUGGUUCUUAAUAUAUUCACUAGCAGGCAAACACUUAACUAAUUAGCUUUCACUGUCCAUUUUUUUUUUUUUACCCUUUUCAAUAAAUUGAACAAUGUAU
Messenger RNA from Anoplopoma fimbria (sablefish), 1892 nucleotides. RefSeq names its product Zinc finger protein 706-like. Lineage: Eukaryota; Metazoa; Chordata; Actinopteri; Perciformes; Anoplopomatidae. The record is from RefSeq and is a predicted model, not a curated record. The transcript is spliced from 4 exons. Bases 111 to 341 code for a protein of 76 amino acids.